AUGUCAGCGCAUAUAUAUACAACAUCCAGAAUCGUGGACAGAAGAAGACAGAGCAGCAACACAAACACCCUAACCCGCCGCCUCCACUGCCAACGACAGAAACAAUUCACCUGGGAUCCUGGCAGCACGUCCUCAUCAUCAGCAUCCUUCGAACAGCAAGAUAGUGUCGGUGACUAUAUCCACCACACAAGACUGGCAAGACACACCAUGAGUCUCACCCACUACAGCUCAGCAACCGACGACGACGAAGACUACACCUCCAGCGACAACGAUCACUUAUUCAUGAAAGACUCGCCCCGUCGCCAAAGCAGUGGCACCGCUAGUCCACCACGUAGCACCAGUGACGCUCAAUCCAUACCUCCCUCUUCACGAAGCCGGACGUCAAGUCGCUCCACACCCAUCUGUGUUUGUCGUAACCCUUCCGCCAUCGCUUCAGCCGCGUCCUCGGCUGCCGCAUACAGUCCAGUCGAACCCGCCAUCUGGAGCGAACUACGACGACUCUUCCACGGCAAAGAUCCACGAAAGCAAUUCGAUAUCCUGCGGGGGAGUACGCCAGCGAGAGACGAGCAAGGGAACGGGUUCGUGCUUGUGGAAGCUAGAGUGCAAGCGAAGGAUGGAUCGAUGAUUGCAAAAGGGGAGCCAUGCACUGAUGAUGUCUUGUCAUUGAGAAGCCUGAGGAACGCGUUGAUGGAGACGAAGGGACUAAAGCAUUUGCCAUUUGAGAAUGGGGAUGAGAUUAUUGCGGGUAGGAUCGAGGGGUUUGAGAAGGUGUGUUCGGCUUGUAGUCUGCCACGCUACUGA
This is a messenger RNA of Aureobasidium pullulans EXF-150, 801 nucleotides long. RefSeq lists its product as uncharacterized. The transcript has a single exon. The record is from RefSeq and is a predicted model, not a curated record. Bases 1 to 801 code for a protein of 266 amino acids. NCBI's taxonomy places the organism in Eukaryota, Fungi, Ascomycota, Dothideomycetes, Dothideales, Saccotheciaceae.